AUGGCACCCACAUUAGUUCUUGCUUUAGUUGCAAUUUGCAUCAUCAGUUCUACCGGUGGUGGAAUGUCAAGAUCUGUUAUCGGCACUCAAAGGGAAUUACUACAGCAGAAUGGUGAUCCAUCUUCAGGUGGAGGUUUUGGAUUGAGCCCGGCACCUAGCCCAGUUUCUGGAGCAGAUCCUCCUACAGACUCAGAUCCUCCUCCAGACUCAGAUCCUCCAACCCCAAUUCCUACACAGCCUGGAAUUGGGUCAGGACCAACGGAUCCCAGUCCUUCUACUCCAGACACCCCUAAUCCUGGCUCUUCUCCAAUGGAUCCACCAGCUGGUCAUGGAUCUUGCGACUUCUGGAGCUCUAACUAUGGAUCAUGGCCACACAUUUUGUCUACCAUGUCAUCAAUUAUCUCUAUAUUUGGACAGCCUGCAUUCCCCAUGUUCCCUAGUAGCAUGACACUCCUCCAAGCCUUGCAAAACAGAAAGACUGAUUCCUACAGUUCACUCCUCAAGCAGGCAUCUGCCUCUCUUCUGAAUGCAUAUGCUUACAAGAAUUUUGUUUACAGUUCAGAAGAUGUGAAGAAAAUGUUUGUAGCAGCACUCAGCUCCCCACAAGCCGCGGCAGCACAGGCCUCAGAAUUUGAACGUGCAAAUUUAGGGUUAAAAUAA
Messenger RNA from Cryptomeria japonica (Japanese cedar), 660 nucleotides. Its product is annotated as protodermal factor 1-like. NCBI's taxonomy places the organism in Eukaryota, Viridiplantae, Streptophyta, Pinopsida, Cupressales, Cupressaceae. Bases 1 to 660 code for a protein of 219 amino acids. The transcript has 3 exons. The record is from RefSeq and is a predicted model, not a curated record.